Molecule: messenger RNA, 1916 nt
Organism: Triticum aestivum (bread wheat)
Lineage: Eukaryota; Viridiplantae; Streptophyta; Magnoliopsida; Poales; Poaceae
Exons: 8
Coding region: 188-1897 (569 amino acids)
Biological process (GO): protein ubiquitination; positive regulation of protein catabolic process
Molecular function (GO): protein binding
Source: RefSeq, a predicted model, not a curated record
ACCCACACGUAGUCUCUCGAUCCGGCUCAGGGCAAAGGAGGAGGCGACGGAGGCACGCCGGCGCCCAAGCAAGUCCCGAUAGCGCCACCCCCGCCCCGCCCCCCGACUCGUGUGGAGGAUUCAUCGAUCUGGGCAUCUGAUCUGUUCACCCCAACUGUUUCACCCCGUCUCCUCUUUCAGCCAGCCAAUGCCGAUGCAAACAGUCCACAAAACUAGCCACGCAGCAGAGGAAGCUGUUGAUCGCCAAGAUGAUACUACUACCAAAGCCACAGACGGAUCGACAAAAGCCCAAGAGGAUGACGCUCUUUGCCGUGAAGGCAACGGUAAAAGCGCCACAUAUAAGCCCGAUGAUCCAUGGAACCCUCCCCGCCCGCCUCCCCAUCCCUCAAUACUCGCCUUACAGUGCCCUCAUCAGUAUAACAUGAAGUACUUGCAUCAGAUUGCCGAUUUCCUUUCCGAAGUCAGAGCCACCAACAUAAUCGUCCCAGACCGCACCCCCAAGGAGACAACGCUAAAAUUCUAUGACAUAUUCGGCCAUCUGUUGAAUGUUCUCAAAAAAGAUAGUGUUUCGGGCUUCCUUCGCCUCUUCAAAAAGUAUAGGGGGCACUUGGUUGCUGGAUACGUCAUCACCCCACAAACCCUUGACCUGAUUAUUACAGAGAAUGCCCUGCGCUGUGCUAAGCUUGUUUUGGAGGGGAAGGCGCCUGAGCUCCGUGGGAUGCGCGCCAACCCCAACUACAUGACCAGCUUCGGGUACUUCCCCCUCCACAUAACUGCCCAGAUAUUCUCCGCCGACAUGGUUAAGAUACUGCUCCGCUAUGGUGCAUUGGCUAAUCUACGCACCUGUGAAAGAAUCAUCGAGGGCCUCCUCCCACUUCAUGUUGCCAUCGAGAACACUUGCCAGCACACGUAUCUGGAGGACAAUCUAUUAGCUGAUGAGAGCUACCUGAAGGGGUAUGCCGAGUACAUCUACAGGCUCAUACAUCUGCUUUGCCUUCCUGAGAUGAAGAUCUUCUUGGACACCAUUAGAUUGCUUGCAGCUCACACGGAUAAUGUUGUCGAUGAGCUCUGGAAUUACAUCGAGCAUGGGAAGAUUGUCCCUGCAGCCAUUCUUCUCCUUGCAGCUCAAAGGCGAUUCCAUAAGCUCAAUGGUUUUGAUACGAUCAAGAACCGUAUUGAUGAUUCUAUAUUCUCCCUGAUAAGGGAGGGGUGUGGAUUGCAAAUUGGUAAAAACACCAAGGCAGCAAAGCAGCGGAAGGAGAAGGAAGUACGUUUCUAUAAUGCAUUGUUCCUUGUUAGGAUACUUCUGAAAGCUGGUGAAGCCCUUGAUGAAUAUAUUCAAACUCAUUCAGAGGCAUCUCAUCAGGAGGUCCAUGGAAAAGUUUCAGCAAUUCUUCAGAAUUAUGAUGUUGGUCCUCAUGGAAAAGGAAUUUGCGUUGAAGAGCUUAAAUGCCGCUCCUAUGACUGCGGAGUGCCCAAUAGUGUAUUACAUGGACGCGGGAACAAAGAUUCGACCAAAACAGCCACAGGAUCACCAACUCUGGAUGUCAAGGCAAAAAAAGCUGUGAGAAGGAAACCACGCAGAGGAGAAGACCUCUGGUACUCAAGGGACCAGUUCAUACCGAUAUGGAGGUCGGUGCUGAGCGCACGGUUUAUCACGAGGCUCAUUCCAUCCUAUGUGCCGAAGAAAGAGUUUGCAGAUCUUCAGCCUCAAACUCAAAUCCAGCUUGGCUUGUUGGAGAGAAGGUAUAUUUUCUACAAUCCGUUCUCUGCAAGUAACUGCCGAUCAACCAGAAGGCGAUUUGGGCCCGCCGCGUCAACUCUCCUGAAGACUGAAGCGCGUCGUGUGACGAUCGAGCACUGGCGAGAAGGUAUAAUAGUUUUACUUGUUAGUUGAAGCUUCUGAACAUAGACGG